This is a messenger RNA of Myxocyprinus asiaticus (Chinese sucker), 13733 nucleotides long. RefSeq names its product apolipoprotein Ba (gene apoba). Gene Ontology annotation, biological process: cholesterol transport; triglyceride mobilization; lipoprotein transport. The record is from RefSeq and is a predicted model, not a curated record. The transcript has 29 exons. Bases 1 to 13260 code for a protein of 4419 amino acids. NCBI's taxonomy places the organism in Eukaryota, Metazoa, Chordata, Actinopteri, Cypriniformes, Catostomidae. Gene Ontology annotation, molecular function: low-density lipoprotein particle receptor binding; cholesterol transfer activity. Gene Ontology annotation, cellular component: low-density lipoprotein particle; mature chylomicron; very-low-density lipoprotein particle.
AUGGACACUAAACUGUGUCUAUUACUCUUCAUCAGUGCACAUAUCUUGGCUGAAGCAAAUGCUGAGGUAGUUGAGGAAGAAAAUGGAGAAGAUCAACCAUCCAUAUGCCCAUUGGCUGCAAGGUUUAAGAACUUAAGGAAAUAUGUUUAUCAGUACACUGCCGAGAGCAAAAAUGGGGUGACAGGUACAGCUAACCUCAGGAAUGGGCCAAAGAUCUCCUGUCAGGUUGAAAUUGAGGUCCCACAGACAUGUAGCUUUGUCCUUCACACAAAAGAAUGUGCCCUGAGCGAGGUGUCAGUCAUCAAUGCACAGGGUCAACCUGUGUACAGGCAGGCUGCCGGAUCUGAGGCCUUCCAGGCUGCCAUGGAGAAGAACCUUCUGAAUUUUGUUGUGGAACGGGUAACUCGUGUCUCCAUUUAUCCAGAGAAGGAUGACCCGGAAAGCAUUUUGAACAUCAAAAGAGGAAUCAUUUCUGCUCUUCUUGUGCCAGUCCUGGAGGAAGAACACAAUGAACAAAUGAGUACAAUCUAUGGUAUAUGCAAGACUGAUCUCACAGUCAACUCGAGAAAGGACAUUGACACAGAUGUCACAGUGGUCAGAGAUCUGUCAGACUGCAGUCAUUUCUCACCUCACAAUCUGCCCACCAGCCCCCUUUCCCUUUUACCUGGCCUGAAUGGACUUAUUUCCAAGCUUAUCAGCAGCACUCAGACUUGCAACUACCAGUUUGACAACAGGAGAAAGCACAUGACUGAAGCCCAGUGUACAGAGACACAUCUCUUCAUACCAUUCUCUCAUGAGGGGCAGAAUGGCAUUUCCUCAGAAGUUAAACAGAGUCUAACCCUGCAAGAUUCAGUGAAAAUCAACAACAGAUAUUUUAACAAAGAUGACACUCUUGAGAGGAAUCUCUUUUUUGAGGAGGUGGAAGACAAGCUUCCCAUUCAAUCAAAAGAUGAUGUGCUUGCCACAAUGAGAGAGCUCAACACCCUGAGCAGCUCAGGAAAGAGUCAACAAAGAGCCAGUCUGUUCCAUAAACUGGUGUCUGAAGUCCGUGGCUUGAAAAAUGAGACACUCUCUGGAGCAGCUGACGAGAUGAUGAAGAUCUCAGAGUGGCUUACAUGGCAGACUCUGUUCCAAUGUGGAACCAAUGAAUGUACCAGUGCCAUCUUGCAGAUCCUCAGAACUUUUGAUGAAACAGCAAAAGAGGUAGAUGCCAUAGUCUAUGCUUUGGGUCUCUUACCACAGCCCAGUCCUCAACAGAUUAGAGACAUGCUGAGCAUGGCCCAGAACAAGCAGAGCAAGGCAAUCAUGUAUGCUCUUGCCAACACUGUGAAAAAACUUCCUCAAAGUCAAGCAACAUCAACACCUGAAGUGGAGGAAGUAGCUAAAUUCAUGGAGUUCAUGCUAGGGGAUUGCUCUGGAGAUGAAGACAGUACCUUUCUUACUCUAAGAGUUAUUGGUGUCAUGGGAAAGUCUAUGGAGGGUUUCCCUUCAUUGAAGUCUUCUCUCCUAGGUUGCAUAGGCCAGACAUACUCCUCUCUGCCAGUACAAAAAGCAGCUAUCCAGGCUUUCAGACUCAUGGAAAUGGACUCAGAUGUGAAAAGUGCCCUGAUACAACAGUACAAAAAUCCAGAGGCACCUGUCCAAAAACGCAUUGCAGCAUAUCUGAUGCUCAUGAGAAACCCUAAUGUAGCAGACAACGUGCUGAGGUCACUUAAAACUGAGCAAAACGUGCAGGUUAAGAGCUUUGUCUCUUCUCAUAUCACCAACAUAUUGAAAUCAGAAGAUCCAAACCUAACCACUGUAAAGGACUAUAUCCUUAAAGCCUUGGAGGGGGAUGAGAGCUUUAACCCUAUGGAUUUCAAUAAGUUCUCACGUAACUACAAAAUUGAUGUCCCAUGGACUGGCUCAGUAGAAAGCAACAUGAUUUUUGACUCUGCCAAUUACAUGCCCAGAGAAGUCAUGUUAGCCACCACACUUGACAAUUUCAAUGCAGAAAUACUAGAGAUUGGUCUUGAGGGUGAAGGCUUCGAGCCAGCCAUUGAGGUUCUUUUCGGUGAAAAUGGUUUCUUCCCUGAUGCCAUCUCAAAAGCUAUGUACUGGGUCAAUGACAAGAUUCCACAUCCAUUCAAAAAGGUUUUGAAUAAAUGGAUUUCCCCCAUAAGAGGUGAAAGGAUGAAAAGACAGGUCCCUCAUGAUUUUAUGAGGAAUAUCAAGGAAUACCUCUUAGAUUUCAAUAAACACCUUGAACAGAUUGAAGAUGCCCCUGAAGCAAUGGCCUACCUUCGGAUUAUGGGAACAGAACUGGGAUACAUAAAAACCAAUGAGCUCAAGCUCAUCAUUGAGUACAUUAAAUUGUUCACAGAAACAUUCAAGUCGAUGUCUCUGAAUUUUUUGAAAAAGUUGACAUCUAGCAUGGAAAACGAACUUUUUGUCCACUACAUGUUCUUGGACAAAGCCUUUACACUGCCUACAAGUGCUGGUUUUCCUCUCAAGUUUUCUCUGUCUGGAGUCCUGGCUCCUGGAGCUAAAGGAGGUCUGACCAUUGACCGUCAGAUGCAACAGCUGUCAUUCAUGCCAUCUGUGGGGGUGGAGUUUGUUACCCAAAUGGGUGUUUAUAUCCCAGAAUUUGUGGUAGCUGGGAUUGAGACACACACAAACAUGCAUCAUGAAAGCGCUUUGAAUGCAAAGGUCACCAUAAUUAACAAUCAGAUCAAGUUCUCCAUCCCCGCACCACAGGCAAACAUCCAGCUCUUCAGCAUUAGCAACAAGAUGCUCUCAGUGACCUCCACUCAGACUAAGAUAGUCCCAUCCAUGGUGGAGGACAGGACUGAAUCUACAGAGUGUAAUCCUAUCUUCCCUGGCAUGAAGUACUGCACCAUUUUGCUCUAUUCAAAUGCUAGCUCCACCAAUAAUGCCCCAUACUAUCCACUCACAGGAGAGACAAGGCUUGCUUUGGAACUUCAGCCCACAGGAGAAGUGUUUGAGUAUACGGCGACCAUUGCAUAUGAAUUGUUGAGGGAGGGCAAGGAAGGGCGCCAUAAAGUAGACUCAGUAAAACUUUUUCUAAGGGCUGAAGGUGCUGACCAAACCGAAGCCACGGCAUCUUUGAAAUACAACCGCAAUAAGAAAAUCCUCACCACUGACCUUGAGAUCCCUGAUUAUGACCUUGAAGCUGGCAUGAAGCUUGCAGUUACAGAUAGCACUGGUAAAGGAAAAAAGAUGCAUGGCUUUACUAUUGAUGUGACGAAUGGAAACAUCCCACAACUUUCCCUAGUUGGACGUGCUAGGCUGGAGUCUAUGAAAGAUGGUCUGUUUGAGCUUCAGUUGGCAGUACCAGCAAUACAUUUGGACACUUCUGCAACUGCCAGCCUAAAGAGUACAAAUGGACUCAUCCUGCAGCUUGAAACAGCCUUCCACAUGCCAGAGACUACAUCUGUGCAGAAAGCCAUCCUCAGAUACGAUAAUAACAAGGUUGAACUUGAAAUGAAGUCAGAUAUAAACUCUGAGGUUGAGAAACUUUUCCCAAACAUGGAGGAGUACCGUGACAAGCUGCAGGCGAGUUUUGAUGAUAUGCUUGACCGGAAAGUCGCCAAGACUGACAUGAAGCUUCGUCACAUUGUUUCAAAAGCAUUAGAGGCAGUGAAUAUUUGGUUGGAUAAAUCAGGCGGCUCAUACGUGAACAAACAAAGAAGCAAGAGAAGCACUCCAGAGCUCACUUUGCCAUCUUUACCAGAGAAAUUAUACCUUAAAUCAGAAACACUGAUGAGAUACCAGUUCAACAAAGGCCAAAUCUCAAUUUCACUUCCUCUUGUCCUGGGAGGAAAGUCAUCUACUGAACUCAACAUCCCACUCACCCUCAGAAUUCCACAUAUUCAUAUUCCCCUUGUUGGACUGGAGAUUCCUGAGAACAACUACAUGAUUCCAUCAUUUACAAUUCCUGGAAGUUUGGACUUCUCCUUACCCAUGCUAGGGGUAGCAGAGGUGUCUGUUAAGAUGAAAAGCAACUUUUAUGACUGGGAGGGCUCCAUCUCUGGUGGCAACAACACUUUUGAUGUUCCUAGUUACAUUGCUAAGUACAAAGUGAUGGCCAGUUGUCCUGUGACACUGCUGUCAUACAAAGUUGAAGGCAUGGGCAUGAUCACUGGUACAGUGGAUGAUACUCUGAAGUACCUUGUAAACGGCUCCAUCAAUCAUAGUUUCCUUGAUGCCAGCAUCAGUGUCUUUGAAACUAUGAGUAUGGCUGAUAAAAUCAGUGGUAGGACCAACUACAGGAUUGAAGCAUCUAGCCCACUUGGUCUGCACACCUCCUUGUACUAUUCGGCUCAGUCUGCAACAACAAGUGAUGAGGUCAUUGGAGAUGGGAACUUUGAUGGAUUCAUCAAGCUAGGCUCUCUCUAUGCCAACUCAACACUUAGCCAAUCCUAUAUCUACAAUAUACCUAAAAGAGAAGGAAAGGGUGAAUCUACAUUGAAGUUGGACUCCUCAAUCAUCCAGGGUGAGAAUGUGAUCAAGGGAUCUUAUGUCAAUGGAGAGCUGUCUCUUUUGUCCAAAACAAAUUUGCAAAAUGAUUUUCUAAAGCAUAUGGCAGAGUUAAAGCACAAAAAAGGCCAGCUUACUUUGAAGUCAGAUGGCAGCACAACAGCAGUUGGGAAAGCUCUGCGCUGUAAAGCUGAACUUGAUAUCACAAGUGAAGAAGCCAGUCUGACAGUUGAAACCCAGGCAGAUGAUAUAGCACAUCGUGCUUACGCCCUCCUUACUGGAUCCCUAAAUGGCAACGGCCUAGAAACAAACUUGGAAGGUUCGCUUAAUUUUGAAGAUGGCCGUGGAGCACACAAAUGUGUACUUAAUUUGGGAACAAAUGGCUUGACCACCAGUUGCACAACAGCCAUUCAGGGAAGCUCUUUGACAUUUGAGAAUAUCUUUAAAGGUGCUAUUGAUUGUAAUGGAGCCUCUAUGUCUCUUGAAUCAAAAGGAUCAGCCCAGGAUAACACAGUUGAGUUCAAUGCGGAGGGUAAGAUUUCACCAAAAGAAGCUUAUCUAACCAGUGUUUAUAAAGGGAACGCCUUUGAUGGCACUACAAGAAACACAAUGAAUUUGGGUAUUAAUAAGCAAGGCCUGAGUCUCUCCAAUACCAUGAUGGGUACAUUACAGAAAAUGAGGAUGGAGUGCACCCAUACCCUCUCUAUAACUUUAUGGACCUUGGCUUUCCGCUCCAAAACAGACAAUUUCAUCUGUGAUGGAGCAUCCUACAACCAUGACAUUAAAGUUAACAUGAGGCCUUUUGUCACAUCAAUAAGUGCAAAUAAUGAACUUGAGAUUUUUGAUUUCGGUCUCAGUGGAAAUGGCAAACUUAAGAUGGAGCCAUUUAAAAUGGACGCAACUGGAAGCCUCAGUGGAAAGUGUGGGGAAAGUGAUAACAUCAAGCACAGCUGUGAAUUAACUUAUGCAGAUCUGGCUGGCACUAUCAAAUGUGAUACAAUCGCAAAUGUUUUUGAUUCCCAGAUCAGCAACAAAAUUGACUUAGAUUUUGCUGGAUUGUCAUCUGUUAUGAACAGCAAGACACAAGUAAAUUCUGAAUCUUUACGUCUUGAAAAAACCAUUCGCACAAUGGCCAUGCCAUUUAGCCUUACUGUUGAUGCCAUUUUGAACGGUGAUGGCUCAGUAAAAUUUUAUGGCAAACACACUGGUCAAGUCUACAGCAAGUUCCUCUUAAAAGCAGAGCCUUUAGCCAUUGCCAAUUCCUUUGACUGCAGAGCUUCUGCUGUACAUGUGUUGCCAAAUGGGGAGUCAGCUGAAACACACAUAGAAAACAAAUUCAACAGCUUGCUGAUACCUAACGAACAGUCUGUGAUGUGGAAGUUCAAGUCAAAGCUAAAUAAUCAUGCCUACAACCAAGAUGUCAGUAUUUACAACAAAGAAAGCGAUAUGGGGGUCCAGCUCUCUGGAGUGCUUCAAACAAACCUUUUUAACCCGGAAACAAAACUUAGUGAUGUUCCGUUAGACAAUCAAAAGUUUAGUGCUUCUGGGUUUGUCAAAUAUGAUAAGAACAGUGACUGUCACAUCAUUUAUUUUCCAUUUAUUGAAAGCCUUUCUGUUGCCUUUGAAAGAAUGAAAAACGCAAUUCUUCUUAAAUUUGAGUCCCUCCAAAACUACUUUAAUAGUCUCGAUAUCAAUGGUUUGAUUGGUCAGAUCAGGGCCAAACUGGAUGAACUCCCUCAAAAAGUGAAUGACAUCAUAGAAGACAUGGACCUGGAGACCAAAGUAAACAAAGUGAAGAACCAGCUGAUUUCUCUGAUACAUGACUAUACAAUUACAAUAGAUGACCUUGAAGCAUAUGCUGAGAAAUUUAAGGAGGCUUCUGGAAAGAACAUUAUUGAUUUAGCAAACAACAUUAGGGAUCUAAUGAUUAAAAUCAAAGAUUCCAUAGAGAGUGGAUCAUGGGCCAAUUCUGUCUCAAACAUUUUGACACAGAUUGGAGAUGAACUGAAAGCUUUUGAUGAGAACUAUGAAAUAACCAAAACAAUCAUCAGAGUCAUUGAUGCUAUUGAAGAUAUAAUAAGACAGAUUGAUUUCCAAAAGCUGCAGGACAGUAGUGCAGCUUGGUUGAAGCAACUAGAUGCAAAAUAUCAAAUUAGAACCAAACUUCAGGAAAAACUGACCGAAUUUAGGAAUCUCGUUGAGACAUUUGAGAUUAAGAUGCUUCUUCAGAGCCUGAAAGAAUAUAUACUCUCAGUUGAUUUGACUCAGUAUGUGGAAGAACUAUCUGAUCAAAUUCCAUAUGAAGACAUUGAGAGAGUGCUGGAUUCUACAAAAGAUGUCAUUGUCAACUGGAUAGAGGAAUACGAAAUUCCAGAAAAAAUCAAUAGUGUUUACUUAAAUGCACAGGAGCUGCUAUUAAGAUAUGAAAUUGACAAGAAAAUUGAAGUUUUUGUGGACCAGGCCAUUAUAUUAGUGAAGCAGUACAGAAUCCAAGACAUGGUGCAGGCUUUGGCAGAUACUUUAAAAUCUAUCCAGUUUGAGUACAUUUCAGACAAGGUUAUGGAGCUCUUGGAUAGCAUUGUCCGUCUGUUAAAGCUUGUGGAUUUCAAGCAGAUUAUUGAUUAUUUAAAUGAGUACAUUCUCGUCAUUAUAAAUACCUUAAAUACUUUUGAUUACAACACCUUUAUUGACAAAGUCAAUGAAAAGAUUGGUGAAAUAAUAAAUUAUAUUAACAAGCAGAUAAAUGAGGUUUAUGAAAUCCCACAAAAACUAGAGGCAUCCAGGGAGUUUCUAAGAGAGAUGCAAGUUACAGUUUACGAUUACCUAGAGAAACUGAAAAAAACAAGGAUAGCUGAGGUUUGCAACAAUAUUUUGGAUGUAAUUGACACUACUGCAUAUAAAGACAUAAAACUCAAGGUACAAGACAUUCUUGAGGAUGUGAGACAGAGAAUCAGUGACAUGGACAUAAGAGAUGAAAUCUCUGUAUACUUGGAAAGGGCAAGUGGUUUUUACAUCAAUGUGAUUGAAUACAUCUCAUCACAGUUAACACAGUUAUUUGAAGAAAUUAAGAAGAUGGCUGAAGAUAAGGAACUCCUGAAUCAAAUCAUCCAAACUGUGGAGGGAAUUCUCAAUGCUCUGAAGAUGGCAGAAUUGGAAAUACCCACUUUUGUUCUUCCAUUCACGACUCUCGAAGUUCAUGAAUUUAAGAUUAAACUGGCGAGGAUACAUGAUAUUACAAUUCCAGCAGUGAUAACACUCCCCAAAUUCUCAGUUCUGAACUUAUUCAGUCUCCCCUCCAUUACAAUCGAUUUUGAGAAAAUGAAGCAGUGCAUUAUUGACUUUAUUGACAAAGUUCGCCAGAUAGAAAUGCCAGAAGUUGAUCCUGAAGCCAUCUUUGGGGAUUUACGUGCUCUUUAUCUUCCUGACUUACCUGAUUUGACCUUCUCAGAGAUCACACUUUCAGAGAUAAAAUUCCCAGAGAUUAUUGUUCCAAAACUGAACCUGGAGAGUUUUAAGAUUACCAUGUUGCCGAUCCCUGAAGUCAAGCUCCCUCAUAUCCCAAUGGAACCAUGUUUACCAGCUUUUGGCAAGCUUUAUGGUGAAUUCAGAGUAGAUUCUUCCCACUAUAUGUUGAUGACUUCAGCAGCUCUUGAGAACACAACAAGAACACCCAAAUCCCCGCAGUUUAAAGCUACUCUUAAUUCAAAUGCAAAGUCAAGCCUUGAAUUCCUUGAUUAUACUUUGGAUGCAAUGCUUCAAAUCGAAGCUCCAAAAAUGAGAAAAAUGGUCAUCAAUGAGACAGUAAAAGUCAAUCACAUGGCCUUUGCUAUUGACCAUGAGGGUUCUGUUGUCUUAAGUGGUCCUUUAGCUGAAGUAACAGCCAAGACAGCUGUCAAAGCCACAACUCAUAUAUACACAGCAGAGUUGAUUAACAAUAUAGGUGUUGCUCUGAAGAGUGGAAUAUCUGCAAAUAUGGAGACAACUUACAACCAUAAUCUGAACAUCCCCAACAUAGAUUUCUCAAGUCAGGUAAUAAUAACCAAAACAGCACAGGCCCACUUUGAAUCUGGGACCAUAUCUGUGACUGUUGACACAGUGGGAAGUGGAAAAUGGGCUCCAGCAGGUCCAUCAAGGACCAGCAGGUCCAUCAAGGAUUAUUCUGAUGAAUUCACACACAAGAGCAAUUUGAAGUACAUUGUCAAUACUGGCACUGCAAAGCUUAAUUUUGCUGGGGAGACAAACGGCAGAACCCUUAAAAUGAAGCAGCUGGUUAAUGCAGAGUCUGUCAUCCUAAGCCACAUCACCAUUGAUGCAGUGGCUGAGACAGAAGCACCCUUCUUCAAGAGCAGUGUUAUGGCACUGAAAGGAAAGGCGCAAAUGGAGGAUCUUCGAAUGGAAAUGAGACUUUCACAUAAUUCUGAGCUCAUUGGAAAGGUGAGUGGGAGUAUAUCCAACACUUGUGAAUUCUUGGCCCAACCAUUUGAGAUAACACUUGAUUGCAGAAAUAAAGGGAACUCCAAAAUCCUCUUGCCCCUAAAACUGACUGGAAAAAUCGAUCUCCAAGAUGACUUUGGGCUUAUUUUAAACUCCAAUAAUCAACAUGCUUUUUGGGUAGGUCUAGCUCGCUUCAAUCAGUACAAAUACAAACAUAACUUUACACUCGAUAACAGUGACAAGGAAGCUGGAAUCUUCGCAUUUAUAGAUGGUGAAGCCAAUCUUGACUUCCUGACUGUUCCAGUUAGUGUUCCGGAGAUGACAAUCCCAUACUUGAACAUGAAAACACCCAAAAUCGAAGAGCUUUCUCUUUGGGAAGAUUAUGGCCUGAAAGAUCUUCUGGCCACUCCUCAACAAUCAAUUGACAUCGAUUUCAAGGUCUUGUACCAGAAAAACCCUGACAAGCACAUAUUUGAUCUAAACCUUGAGCCUAUCUACGAAGCCUUCCAUGACAAUGCUAAGAUCUUGAAUGUACAAUUUGAACUUGGAAGAGACCACAUUUUUGAAGCCCUCACAAAUUCCUACAAUGAAGCCAGAAUUCAUUAUGAAAAGUACAAAAUUGACACAUCAAACGAGCCACCAAGAUAUUUCACUGUUCCUGGAUACACUAUACCCAUACUGAAUAUCGAGGUUUCAGCGUUCAGAGCUGAAUUACCUGCAUUCAGUUAUUUCAUACCUAAGGAGGUCAGCACACCAAGUUUUAAAGUUCCUUUGAUGGGGUUUUCAGUGCCAUCAUACACACUUGUGCUUCCAUCUUUGGAACUACCUGUCUUGCAUGUGCCCGAAACACUUCGAGACUUGACCCUGCCCACAUUUACAGUACCAGACAUUCAGAACAACUUCAUGAUACCCGCAUUUGGGAACAUGACAUAUGAUUUCUCAAUUAAAUCCACGGUAAUAACUGUAAACACCAGUGGUGGGCUGUACAAUCAGUCUGACUUUGUGGUCAAGUUUGAUGUCUCAACAACAUCUGUUUUUGAUGUCCUCAGAGGUAAAUUUGAUGGCAGUACUACUAUCAAUAAAAAAAGAGGUCUGAAGAUGGCUACAAGCCUGUCCUUAGAACAUGUGAAUGCAGAAUGUAUUCAUGAGGGUUCUGUCAGUCUCACCAAGAGGAAUAUGGAGGCUUCCCUAACAAACCUGGCUAAGAUUAAACUGCCCGUGUUUAAGAUGGAUCUGAAACAAAUGCUUAGUGGGAAUACGAAGUCUAAACCAAAUGUGGCUUCUAACAUCAAACUUAGCUACUCUUACAAUUUACCCCUAAUCGAGACACAAGGUACUGGAAGCAUAGACCACAAUUUUGCUCUUGAGGCACUGUCUUCCUAUUUCUCUUUGGAGAGUACUUGGAAAGGAACAACAGAUGCAACAGUCAUGGACCGUGCAAAUUUUGCUGGAUCUUUGGACAAUGAAGCAACUGUUUAUCUGAAUGCCAAUGGUCUUCGUUCCACAGUGAAAACUGAUGUAAUCACUAAAGCCUACCAUGACAAGGCUGGUACCUGGACUGUCGACAUUACUGAGAACCUUGCGCUUGAGGCUUCUCUGCGGCGUUUUUAUGCGACAAUGUCUUACACAAGCACUAAUGGAGCUAGUGUUGCUUCAUUUUCAACAAAUGGAAAGCAAAAUGUAAGGGCAACACUUGAGUUUGUUCCACUGACAACUCUGUCCGCUAAUCUUGAUAUUGACAUAUCCCAGCCGAGUAAUCUUGGUCAUGCAGGCAUAGUGCAGAAUGCAGAUAUUUCUAUCACUUCAGACAAGCAAAGACUACUCUGGAGUGGCAAGGAACAGUUGGCAACACUGAUCCAUUCUUCUGAUCUGACACUGUCAAACGAUCAGUCUGAAAUAUGCAUGGAAAUAUCAGAAUCCAUUGAGGGACACUUUGCAUUCCUGAAGGCCAUCAAAUUGCCAGUCUACCAGAAGAAUCUAUGGGACAUAUUUAAAUUUGGUGAGGUCACCACUGCUGACCAAUUGCAGUUCCUCAAUGCCUCGACUGUUCUUAUAUAUACCAAGAGCAUGGAGGGAACACUAUUUGCACUACCUAAAAAAGUAUUUGAAAAUGGUGUCACUUUUAAUAUCCCACAAAUAACACUCGGAGUUCCACAUUGGUUCAAAGGGAUUCCACAAAUGAUUAGGGAGGUGGAUAUGCGGUUUGAAGAAGCUGACCUGCCUGACUAUAUCUCAUUACCACCAGUCAUAACUGUUCCAGAGUUUACUGUGCCUUUCACUACUCUCCAUGUGCCAUCCUUUGUUAUUGAUUUGCAGAAUCUUGCAAUUUCCAAUGAGAUCAAUACAGCUGCCUUUGAUAUCAUUUUGCCUGGUUUACCAAAGGUGGAAGUCCCUACAAUUAAUAUUAAAACGAAAUAUCUGAAAGACAAAAUGGCACACCUGUUUGUGAAUUUGCCACAAUAUGAAAUCACCAUCUUAUCAUUUACUCUACCCAAAACCUUUAACAUUGGCGAGUAUGCAAUACAUCUGGAUGACAUCACAAACGUAUUAUAUCAUUUUGAGAUGCCAACCAUUACCAUCCCUGAACAAAAAAUUGAAAUACCAGAGAUAUCACUUCAUCUCCCAGCUGGUGUGUUCAUCUCAACCUUCGGUGCCCUGUCGGCCACUGUGAAAGUUUCCUCCCCAAUUUAUAACAAUACAUGGACUGGAACUGUGGAAAACAAAGAGCCAGGAUUUGUUGGCACAUUGAAGUCCACCAGCACAUCCACCAUGGUUUUCCUGGAGUAUGACUUGGAUGCAACUGCCACAUUCCUUCUUGAGAAUGGAGCUAUGGGCCUAGAUGGAAAGUGUACCUUCACCCAUAGUGAUGUGAAUAUAAACUGGAAGCAUGAUCUCCGUCAGAAUCUAAGAAUGAAACGUGAGGAGCUCUCAGUCUCCAGUCCCUCGAGACAUACGCUGAAUAUUGAUGUAACAAGCCAGACCUUUGCUGAUGUCAGCUUCCGUUAUGCAUCACACAGCAAUGGAAUCACAUCUUCAAUAUCCUCACCAGCAGCUGGCUUUAUUGGCUUCCAGUUCACAAGGAGGUCACCAUCUCAGUUUUAUGGGAAACUGUUCAGCAGAUAUUUGUCAACACCUGACAAGGACACAGACUUGAUGAGUUUCAAGGUGACUUUGAAGAACUCUGAAAAGCUGAGCAUUCAGGUUGGCUAUUAUAUCAACGGACUUUCUGAUAUGAUUAAUGGCUUUAAAGACAGACUCCCUUCCAUCACAGCAGCAAUUCACAAGUUUAUCAACCGGUACCACUUUGAUCACUUUGGCAUGGACCUGAACCGUACUGCCCUUAAGCUCAAGAACGCACUCUCCAACGGUAUUGAGAAAUCUUUCCAGGAGAUCCCCCGCACAUUUGAUGCUCUGCAGAGUUCAGUCGAGCAGCUCAGACAACAGGGGAAAAAGAUGUUCAGAAGAACAGUGGAGAGCCUGCCACAGAUUGAUCUCCAGGAGUUGAGCACGAGGUUCCCCAGUAGCGCCAAAGAACUCCUUCAGAGCUAUGAGUCAAACGUGCGAGUUCUCUUGGAUGCUGUCUUGAUGUUCUUGAGUGACACCAAAUUCCACCUGCCAGGUCUGGAGGAGAAGCUUACUGGGCAAGAGUUGUACCAUAGGAUCAGGCAGUCAAUUUCAGAGGCAAUCGACAGAGCCACUGCAAGGAUUUUUAGUUUCAUGGAGGCCAUUGUUGACACUGUUGCAGGUUACAUUGACAAAGUAGAAUUUACUCUUCCUGGUACCACUAGAGUUAUUAGUGGGAAGAACAUUUUGGAGGAUCUGAAGUCUGCCAUGAAAUGUGCACAGGAUCAGAUUAUUCAGGCGAAAAAGUCUUGGGAAAACCUCAUACUGGACAAAGAGAUCCAGGAUCUGAUAAACUCCCUGACAGUUCACAUCCAAAAGACAGAAGAGUUCCUGAGUUCUUUCAGGACUGAAAAACUGGAAGAAAUUUCUGCAUACAUCAAUGACGUUUACAAAGAGGCAGGCAACUUACAAGUGAUGCAAAUGAUUCGUGAAUGGAAUCGGGAGGCAAAAAGGGGUUUGUCUGAGUUCAAAGACUUCUGCAAAAGUAAGGUCCAGGAUCUGUACAAUGAAAUGACCAUGGACAACCUCAACUCCAAUCUAAACAAUCUUCUCAUGGUGUUAGACUCAUAUAUAAAUAGUCUUUUAAAGAGCUACCUUGAAUUUAUGAAGUCAGCGUCAUCAUAUACAGAUCCAUACAUAAAGGUGUCAAGCAAAAAGACGGAUGUUGAAAUUCCUCUUCCUUUCUAUUGGAAAUCUUUUAGUCAAUGGCCCAGCAUGGCAUAAAACCUUUUAUCUAAAAGGUCUGUAUUACAAAAACUUUUGUUGACUACAAUUUUAUUCUUUCGGUUAUUGUGCUUCCAUAAACAAUGUUAAAUGUAUUUUGUGUCAUCUUUAUCAUUUAAUUUGUAGUUAUUAAAUGUACAACUGAAUGUUAUAAAUAAUCUAUUGAAUGUCUGUGAGUAACAUUUAGUCAACUUAAGCAAAAAAAAUAUAUAUAUAUUAUGCUUUGGAAAAAUUGAUGUAAUUAAAGAAAAUUAAAGGAAAUAUGUCAAUAGAAAAACUGAAAUACAUUGCAUAAAGCUUGAUGAAAAUAACAUGAAAUGUGUAAAGAUUGGAAAUAUUUAUGUAAUCUGAAAGCUUCUUCAUGAAUCACUAAUAGCAGGUCAUCAGAUUGUGAUUUGUUGGUGAUGCUACAGAUACUGGAUAAUAAAUACAUACAGUUCUCUCAGCACUGUUAAUGAAAAAAAAAAAAACUA